Molecule: messenger RNA, 620 nt
Organism: Mollisia scopiformis
Lineage: Eukaryota; Fungi; Ascomycota; Leotiomycetes; Helotiales; Mollisiaceae
Exons: 2
Coding region: 93-500 (135 amino acids)
Source: RefSeq, a predicted model, not a curated record
CUUUUUAGAUAACUACAACUUCUCGACAUUUUGCAAAACAGACUCCGAAAAAACAUCCUCGAAGCAAAAAUCGACCGAUAACAUCGAGCAACAUGAAACUCCAGGAACUAUUCAGAAGCCGCGAAAGCAAACACAACAAAGCUCACAGCGACCUUCCCGGUUACGAGGAGAAGAUCGAUACCAACCCAGUUUUAAAUACCAUGUCAGACUUUCCUCUUACAGGUAUCAAAGCUGGCGACACUCCAAAGUGGAAGUGGACACCUACACAAUGCCAAGAGUGGCUCAGGGCUGUGUUUAUACAAGAGUUUGGAGAAUCACCCGAUCAGGCUACAAAAAUGGCGAAAAGAAUUGGAGGGUCAGGGCCCAGUAUUUACAUGAGGCACCGCUAUGAAAGGAUUAGUCUCUUGGGAGAAGGCAGAGGAAUAUCGUUGUAUGCGAUUAUCCUCAUGAAGAGAAAUAGGAUAGGCGCCGUACCUUUCAGCUUGAUACUGAAUCAUUGAUACAUGAGGACGAGCUCUAUCACAUUGGACUCUUACGUUCUGAGAUAAAAUACCAGAUCACUCAUCGAAAGCAAUACGAUAGAAAAACAUUUACCGGAGCAGAGAAUACCAAAAGAUUAG